This is a messenger RNA of Wyeomyia smithii (pitcher-plant mosquito), 903 nucleotides long. RefSeq lists its product as uncharacterized. The transcript is spliced from 2 exons. Gene Ontology annotation, molecular function: zinc ion binding; nucleic acid binding. The coding region runs from base 1 to 903 and encodes 300 amino acids. Lineage: Eukaryota; Metazoa; Arthropoda; Insecta; Diptera; Culicidae. The record is from RefSeq and is a predicted model, not a curated record.
AUGAGUGAUCUAGAAGAUGGAGUCCCCUCCCUGGCCCCAGAACCGCAAGUUGUGCAUCAAAAUGUACAGUUCUUCAGUCCGGCAUCGUACAAUCUUCCCCACUUCAAGUACAAACACCUUCCGGCAUCUGAAGUGCGAAAUACUUGGAACAUGUGGAUUAGGUGGUUCGAGAAUGUUAUGGCUGCUGCUCGUGUACAGGAUGGUGCAAGUAAGAAGGUGCAGCUACUGGCUAUGGGUGGGAUGGAGUUACAGAGUGCAUAUUAUGGUUUGCCAGGCAUAAAUGACGAAGAUGACGUGGAUGACGAUGCAGACCCGUAUCUAGUAGCAAAAGAGAAACUACAGCAGCACUUUUCUCCCAAGCAUCAUGACAGUUUUGAACGUUUUUUAUUCUGGUCAAUGGCCCCAGAAACUGAUGAACCUAUUGAAAAGUUUGCAUUACGAGUGCAGCGAAAAGCGGAGAAGAUAUCUUUUGGCAAGACAGUUACAGAAAGCCGGCAUAUUGCUAUUAUUGAUAAAAUCGUACAAUAUGCACCGAAUGAUCUUAGGCAAAAGUUACUCGAAAAGGAAGUUUUCACGUUGGACGACACGACGAAAAUCGUGAACGCAUUCCAGGCAGUUCGAUAUCAGUCUUCUAAGAUGAACCACAGAGGAUCCGAAAGCCGGUCAGAGUGCGGUGUCAACCGAUUAUUCACCAACAACAGCAGAAGAUCGGAGAGUAGUGCCAAUCGUUCAUUCACUAGCAAUCCUGGCAGGAGUUCGAAGUGUCUGAGGUGCGGAUAUGAGGCUCACUGGCCUGGAGCUCGAUGUCCUGCGGCGACCGAAACAUGCCGUUCCUGUGGUAAAGUAGGACAUUUUCGAUCGGUUUGCCAAGUCAUAUUGAUGAAAAGGAAAGUCGGACACUAG